UUUUGAAGCAUCCACAUCCGCUGCCACCAACAAACAUGGCCGACAGAGAGAAGCGCCGGUCCGGUGUGUCUCCCCCUGCUGUCGUGGCCGAAGGCAAGACCUCCAAGUCGGACACGGACAGAGACUUCCUAUCGCAGGCCGGCGUCGGGGAGCUUCUGCGCGGGGCCGUGUUAAAGAUGGUCGAAGCCAGGCCGGACGACCCCAUUGGCUUCCUGGCCGACCACUUCGGCAGCCUCGCCUCGGUGGUGGAGGCCGGCAGCGGCGACAAGGACCACCUGAACAACGGCUCGCCGGGAGGAGGAGCCCUGGCUCAGCAGCGUCUAAACCGGGCACUUUGGCACCUGCGCCUGGCUCACCACUCCCAGAGAUCGGCGUUCAGCAACAACGUCCGUGUGGCUUACAACCUACUGAACCUCGCCGGGCCCUGCCAAGGUCCACAUGAGGUACAGGAGGACCCCCGUGACUCCCCGAGGGUGUCAGGUGGAGGGGGGGUCCGAGGGGGCGUGUACAUACAGACUCUGCAGUGCCUGUGCAGCGAGGGCGGCAUCCCGGCCUCCACCGCCGCCCCUCUCCUGUGUCGCCUCCACUGCCAAGACCACGAGGUCGUCCCUUACGACGUCUUCCGCCACGGCGUGCUCACGUGCGCCAUUUUCUCGGACUACAUCCGCCAAGCCCAGCGGCUUUACGCCGAAGUGUGCUGCCCGGACGAGGGGUCGCCGUCACGGGCGCUGUGUCUGGCCGUGCUCGGCACCCUGAAGGACGCCUUAGAGACGUCGCGGGCGUGUGACGCCAACACCAGAGGCGGCCUCUGCUUGGAGUCCGGGGCGAAGGCCGUUCGCUACCUGGAGGCCAACGCCAAGAUGUCGCCGCACCAGCUGGCACAGGCCAUGACGGCGGCGCGCACGCGAGGGCCGGGCGGCGACAUGGACGCGAAGGAAUUCGAGAACGCUGCAGCGGAACUCUUUAUCGCUCGUGUUAAAGUUGUUACUUGACAGUGUGCUACUGCCUCCAGCUGACUACCUAGACCAGUGGUUCUUAGCCUGGGUUCGAUGGAACCCUAGGUGUUCGGUGAGUCGGCUCAGGGGUUCGGCGGAGGUCGAGACACACCCGACUCAUCGUGUAAAUAAAAGCUUCUCCCUAUCGGAGUAUUACGGAUACGGCAACAGCAGAAGUCACACUUAUUUGCAGGUGUGUAAUUUGUUGUGAGUUUAUGCACUGUGUUGGUUUUGUUCUUUGAACAAGGUGAUGUUCAUGCACGCUUCAUUUUGUGCACCAGUAAAAAAACAUGGUAACACUUUAGUAUGGGGAACAUAUUCACCAUUAAUUAGUUGCUUAUUAACAUGCAAAUUAGUAACAUAUUGGCUCUUAACUAGUCAUUAUUAAGUACUUAUUAAUGCCUUAUUCGGCAUGGCCUUAUUAUAACCCUAACCCUUUAACCCUAACCCUAACCAAAUAACUCUAAAUUAAGUCUUUGUUACUUAGAAUAUGUUCCCCAUACUAAAGUGUUACCAAAAACAUAUAACUGUGUCUUGAAUUUGAAAAAAAACAUUUUAUUUUUCACUAAAGAAGGAUUCGGUGAAAGCGCAUAUGAAACUGGUGGGGUUUGGUACCUCCAACAAGGUUAAGAACCACUGCUUUAGAGACUUGAGUAAAAGUAACUUCCACACAGGAGAACUAUAUGCAUGUUCCUUUGUUUGCUGAGAAAUGCAAUAAUGUCCGAUCUUCAACCCGUGCAAUAAAUUCCUUAUUUUGUUGAAGAGGUUCAUUUAGCCUACUGAUGUGUAUUUAUAAAUGGUUGAUUUAUAUAGGCUAGUCCAGUGUUUUUCAACCUUUUUUGAGCCAAGGCACAUUUUUUGCGUUGAAAAAAAUCAAGCAGAAAUCAUUAAAAAACAAACCUCAGUUGACAGUAAAAAGUGGUUGUCGCAAUUGUUGGAUAUGACUUUAAACCAUAACUAAGCAUGCAUCACUAUAGCUCUUGUCUCAAAGUAGGUGUACUGUCACCACUUGUCACAUCACACCCUGACUUAUUUGGAGUUUUUUGCUGUUUUCCUGUGUAGUGUUUUAGUUCUUGUCUUGCGCUCCUAUUUUGGUGGCUUUUUCUCUUUUUUUGGUAUUUUCCUGUAGCAUUUUCAGGUCUUUCUUUGAGCGAUAUUUCCCGCAUCUACUUUGUUUUUAUCCUUCUUUGUGGGGACAUUGUUGAUUGUCAUGUCAUGUUCGGAUGUACAUUGUGGACGCCAUCUUUGCUCCACAGUAAGUCUUUGCUGUCGUCCAGCGUUCUGUUUUUGUUUACUUUGUAGCCAGUUCAGUUUUAGUUUUGUUCUGCAUAGCCUUCCUUAAGCUUCAAUGCCUUUUCUUAGGGGCACUCACCUUUUGUUUAUUUUUUGUUUAAGCAUUAGACACGCUUUUACCUGCAC
This is a messenger RNA of Nerophis lumbriciformis (worm pipefish), 2414 nucleotides long. It is a transcript of the gene tpgs1, whose product is annotated as tubulin polyglutamylase complex subunit 1. NCBI's taxonomy places the organism in Eukaryota, Metazoa, Chordata, Actinopteri, Syngnathiformes, Syngnathidae. The record is from RefSeq and is a predicted model, not a curated record. Gene Ontology annotation, biological process: protein polyglutamylation. Gene Ontology annotation, molecular function: microtubule binding.